Molecule: messenger RNA, 866 nt
Organism: Rana temporaria (common frog)
Lineage: Eukaryota; Metazoa; Chordata; Amphibia; Anura; Ranidae
Gene: TIMM9
Product: translocase of inner mitochondrial membrane 9
Exons: 5
Coding region: 287-556 (89 amino acids)
Source: RefSeq, a predicted model, not a curated record
UAUAAAGAAGGGGUGAUGUUUCUACCGGGCAGUUUACAGUGUAGCGCACGAGUCGCCUAGGAACUCUAAUUUACUUUCUCCCCGUUGGACACGUCGGGAGCUGACAUUUCUGACGAAUGUGCGGUUGUGAAUGGAGUUUUCGCUACUCACGUGUUCCUGCAGCGAGGAGAGCAGAGGUUUGCACACAGCAGGUCAGUGUGUUUUGGGGGUGACCCGACCCUCUCAUCUGCUGGGGGAGGGGUGAUAGCAGUGGGCUGAAGGUCAUUGGCUCUAAACCUUAGCAAUAAUGGCUGCUCAGAUUACAGAGGCGGAUCAAAUUAAACAGUUUAAAGAGUUUCUCGGGACAUAUAAUAAAUUAACAGAGAACUGCUUCCUGGAUUGUGUUAAGGAUUUUACAACCCGAGAAGUGAAAACUGAAGAGGUUUCCUGCUCUGAGCACUGUCUUCAGAAGUAUUUGAAAAUGACACAGAGGAUAUCCAUGAGAUUUCAGGAGUAUCAUAUACAACAGAACGAGGCUCUGGCAGCUAAAGCAGGACUUAUCGGCCAACCUCGAUAGCGAUGGAAAAAAUCUGCUGAUCAGAGUUCUGCCGUCCCAGCAAAGAGCGCGAUGUGGUGCUCAAAAAAGCUGCAUUUGAGAGUUACGAAUACGCCAGUCUUCUACCAGCCGUGCGGAAAAACGGUGAAUCAAAAUGCAGAUGAAGACCGAAAACAGCAGAGACUUGUCUUUUCAGUAAGAGAGAUGAGAUUAUGUGAACUGCAGUCCCAAAUAUGAUAUUACCAGUUCUUUUCUAAUAAAAUAUUAUUUCAUGUGACAGAGAUAGAAAUUAUUGUGCAUCUAUGGGCAAAAUAAAAAAAAAUAUUCAGUA